Monascus purpureus is the source of this 465-nucleotide messenger RNA. The record is from the annotation of a GenBank genome assembly. NCBI's taxonomy places the organism in Eukaryota, Fungi, Ascomycota, Eurotiomycetes, Eurotiales, Aspergillaceae.
AUGCUACAGACGUACGGUCUCGUUCCGAAUGGAAUUCUGGCGGUCUGGCCUAAAAGCGUCAAGCUCAAGGAGGCUGCCUUCUUGCCCACUGGCGUCCAGCUGAUGACGGCAAUAUACUAUACAUGGGCAAACGAAGUGUGCUCGGAUGACAAUGAAGAGCGCGCUCUGGUAGUAAGCAGCAUGAACGCGUUUCAAUACGCAGUGGCAGCAUGGCUUCCUAUCGUCAUCUUUGCACAGACAGAGGCUCCCACAUUCCGAAAGGGCUUCCCUGCGACUUUCGGGUUCGUAGUUGCUGCAUUGGUAGUUGUUGCGAUCACACAGCUCCUGGUUCUUCACGACAGACGCCAGAAAAUACGGGAGGAUCAGGAAGGUAUUGCACCUGAGGGGAAUGUGACUGAAUAUGCAAAGGGAGGGUCUCCUUAUGGCAGAGACAAGAAACACUUUGCUGAUGUCGCCAAUGCUUGA